Messenger RNA from Marmota monax (woodchuck), 3063 nucleotides. RefSeq names its product exostosin like glycosyltransferase 2 (gene Extl2). Gene Ontology annotation, cellular component: membrane. The transcript has 7 exons. The record is from RefSeq and is a predicted model, not a curated record. NCBI's taxonomy places the organism in Eukaryota, Metazoa, Chordata, Mammalia, Rodentia, Sciuridae. Gene Ontology annotation, molecular function: glycosyltransferase activity. Bases 618 to 1571 code for a protein of 317 amino acids.
UUAACCCUCUCUGGGCAUUGUUAGGUCCUGGUGCAGUAGGUAGCAAUGCUUUAGAAUCCGGGCGGCCACGUGUUCUCCCGCCCGUGCGCAGGAAGCCCAAGUGAUGGCUUUGCCGGGUGAACGCUGUGAACACCUAAAUCCUUGUAAUCCCCCCCUUCCCCGAAAACAGCGCCUGCCCCUCCUGUGCUGUCACGCGGAAGGCGGCCUUCCCGAAGGACUUGAAGGAUAUAUGCAUGUUUGCUCCCGUUCUUGGAACUUUCCAUAUGAGGGAUACUAAUUCUCUAGUUUGAUUUUUGAAAAAUUAGUGCCAAGGGAGCUUAUUCCUAUCAAUCACUGAAGCCAUAAAAAAGUUUUUUAAAAAGCUAAUCACACAAUGAGGUAGUUGUCUGUGGAAUUGAUCAUCUCCAAGCAUCAUCAUCAUCAUCAUCAUUAUCAUCAGGAGCAACAAUUAAUUGGCAAUUCAGGAGGAAGGUGCAAGGCUGGAAAGAAAUUUCUUCUCACAAAAUUCAUAUCUGUGCAUUUCACAAAUAGGGAGGACUUUAUUGUCUACCUCAGUAACAAAUGACUGGAUUGAAGGAAGCAGGUGUUGCCAUCUCUGCAAACUUCCUGGGCGAGUAAUGGGGAUUCGGGUGCUUCGUUUUUCUUUGGUGAUCAUCCUUGUGCUACUAUUGGUAGCCGGGGCUUUAACCAAUUUACUUCCCAAUGUCAAAGAAGACAAGAUGCUCACUUUGCGUAGGGAAGUAAAAUCCCAGGGAAAGUCCACCCUGGAUUCUUUCACUCUCAUCAUGCAGACUUACAAUAGAACGGAUCUCUUAUUGAGACUUCUAAACCACUAUCAGGCAGUGCCGCAUCUGCACAAAAUAAUUGUGGUGUGGAACAAUGUUGGGGAGAAGGGACCAGAUGAGUUAUGGAAUUCUCUUGGACCUCACCCUGUUCCUGUGAUCUUCAAACUACAAACCACAAACAGAAUGAGAAAUCGACUCCAGGCUUUUCCUGAGGUCGAAACCAAUGCGGUAUUAAUGAUAGACGAUGACACACUCAUCAGUGCCCAGGACCUUGUUUUUGCUUUCUCAGUUUGGCAGCAAUUCCCUGAUCAAAUUGUAGGAUUUGUUCCUAGAAAGCAUGUCUCUACUUUAUCGGGUAUCUAUAGUUAUGGAGGUUUUGAACUACAAACACCAGGGUUUGGAAAUGGUGACCAGUACUCCAUGGUGCUGAUCGGAGCCUCAUUCUUCAAUAGCAAAUAUCUUGAACUCUUUCAGAGACAACCUGCAACUGUCCAUGCUUUGAUAGAUGAAACUCAAAACUGUGAUGAUAUUGCCAUGAAUUUUAUCAUUGCCAAGCACAUUGGGAAGACUUCAGGAAUAUUUGUGAAACCUGUAAACAUGGGCAAUUUGGAAAAAGAAACCAAUGGUGGCUAUUCUGGAAUGUGGCAUCGAGCUGAACACUUUCUGCAGAGGUCUUAUUGUAUAAAUAAGCUUGUUAAUAUCUAUGAUAGCAUGCCCUUAAAAUACUCCAACAUUAUGAUUUCCCAGUUUGGUUUUCCAUAUGCCAACCAUAAAAGUAAAAUGUGAAAGUAAAACAAAAACAAACCUGAAAACUGCUUGGUAUUUGAGUAGCUUCUCCAUGCUAUGUAUUUUUGUUCUUAAGCAGCAACAUGAACUUUUAUCUAUUCCAGAAGUCUCUACAGUAGAAAAAGAAUAUGCAGCACUUCUAGGAUGUAAAAUUCACAUUAACUUCAAAAACCAAGAAGCUAGUCUCAUCCACAUAGGUCUUCUCAUGAAGAAUUUUCACCUAAGGUUAUAAUGCCUUGGUUGACAAUUUUAUUGUUUACAUCUCGAGACUGUUUUACAAUUGCUUUGAUUCCUGGCAUUCGCCUUAAUGACCUAUAGCAAGCUGUUUCCAGAAUUGGAAAGUCAAGAAAGGCAUUUCUCAGCUUUUUCACUAAGGUUGAUUGUUUUAAUUUGAAGCUUGCAAUGCCUCUUUAGCAAAAGCCUGUGGUAUAGGGAAAAGCCACGUGAGAAGAGAAGUUUCAAUCUCAUGUGAAAACAAGGAGAAGACGUGACUACCAGUGCUUCCCUAUGACCCUUCCAACCAGAGUUAGCUCUGCCCAGCAUGGUUUGGAUGCAAAGUUAGGUGCUGUUUGUUUUUAUUGCUAAGUCUGUUGUGACUGGGAGCAUAAGUUUUAGUAGCUAAAAGAUGUCUAGUUGUUUGCUUGAUUUUUGUGAGUCUACUGCAUGGAUCACCCAAAAAUGCAGCCUGUGUUUCUUAUAUGCAACUUAAAUGCAGCAAGGAGUAAAUGUGUUACUGUAUUUUGUGACUGAAUAUGACUUGGAGAAUGUAUAUUAAUUCUUAUAUUUUACAUGGAGUAUGUUUAAGAAAAUGUGUAAAAUAACUUCUGGAAGAAUGAGUAAGUAGAAACUAGCAGAAGUGAAAAUCAAUAUCAAAAGAUCUUUAUUAUUAAAGAAUAGGUUAUCUCAUGGAUACUAAACAGCUGUGUGUAUUACACACAAAUGCUUGCAUUCAGAACUUGUUUCCUUUUUUUUUUUUCUUUGAAUAAGAUCCAAGACACUAUUUAUCAUGGUGAAAUUUCAAUUACACAGAUACAAGAAAAAAAAAAUAAGUACUGAGUCAUAGCAGAAAUUCUCUAGGAAGUCCACAUCAGUUCAUUGUUAAGUUUGCCCACUGUGCUGUUUAUCAGUGUCUGUGUCCCACCCAGUCUGUGUUAAUUGCUGACAAGGGGUACUUAAUUAGGCCUCCAUCACUUUUUCUUCCUCCUCCUCCUCAGCGUCCUUCUCUCCCUCCACCUUCAUCUCUUUACACAGUGCCUGUAUACUCUCAAAGUUGCAAGUAUAGUGAAAUAAUCAUGUUAAUGUGCCAACAUUGAUGCCAUUGUGCAGUUAGUUCAUUAUAUUUUGGGUUUUUUAUUGUUUGUUUAUUUGUUACACUAGAGUAUGUACAUGUCUUAAUGUGGUCAGGUUAAAAAGUUGCUUUCCCCAACCCUGAAAGUACUUUUUUGCCUUCUGGUAUUCCACUCUCAGACAAAUAAAAUAAACUUUAACUCUC